Messenger RNA from Solanum dulcamara, 780 nucleotides. Its product is annotated as anther-specific protein LAT52-like. Bases 94 to 603 code for a protein of 169 amino acids. The record is from RefSeq and is a predicted model, not a curated record. The transcript is spliced from 2 exons. Lineage: Eukaryota; Viridiplantae; Streptophyta; Magnoliopsida; Solanales; Solanaceae.
CAGUCACACAUCAGAGAAGGAGAAUAAAUAAACAAAGAAUACAUACAUACAGAACACAAAAGUAAAAAAAAAAAAACAUUCAAAAAAUAAGAAAUGGCAAAAGCUAUUGUUCUCCUCUCUGCCCUUUGCGUUUUGGCCGUUGCCAAUUUCGCCGUUGCCGACUUUGAAAUCUUCGAUGUCGAAGGCAAAGUCUUUUGUGACACAUGCCGUCUUGGAUUCGUCACCUCCCUUAGCGAUACCAUUGAAGGUGCCACGGUGCGCUUGACAUGCAGGGACAUGGAGACACACAAUGAGACCUUCACAACUGAAGGGAAAACAGACUACAUUGGCAAAUACACAUUGACAGUUGAAGGUGACCAUGAAAAUGACAUUUGUGAGGUUACUUUGGUAAAUAGCCCAAAAGAUGAUUGCAAGGAAAUUGUUCCUGAUAUGGUUAACAACAGAGUUGUAUGCAGUAAAAAUGUUGGAAUGCACAAUGCUGUCCGUUUUGUUAACCCACUUUUCUUCCAAAAAGACAAACCUAUCCAGGGUUGCAAAGAACUUGUUGAGCAGAUGGAGCUUGUUGAUCUCUCAAUUCUCGAAAAUGACAAAGAAGAAAAUUAAGAGAGAAUAAUAUUAUAGCUUUUGCACCUUUCAUAAUUUAUUCAUUUCGCAAUUUAUAAAAAGAAGAAGAAGAAUAAAUCUAUAGUGAUUUCUACUGAAUGUGUAACUCAACAUGGAAAACAAAAAACAAAAGAAAUUCCAUGAUUCUCGAAUGAGAAGAUCAAUAAUAGCUUCUUA